Molecule: messenger RNA, 414 nt
Organism: Brettanomyces bruxellensis
Lineage: Eukaryota; Fungi; Ascomycota; Pichiomycetes; Pichiales; Pichiaceae
Exons: 1
Coding region: 1-414 (137 amino acids)
Biological process (GO): transcription by RNA polymerase II; RNA polymerase II preinitiation complex assembly
Cellular component (GO): transcription factor TFIID complex
Molecular function (GO): protein heterodimerization activity
Source: RefSeq, a predicted model, not a curated record
AUGGCAAUUUAUAAGAAGACCAAUAAAUACAAGCAGCGACUUUUUGGAAAUGAUUUAAAAGCAUUACUUUAUGCUUAUGGCGAUUCAUCCUCUCCCAACGCCGAGACUAUACAAACGGUUGAAGAUCUUUUGACGUGCUAUUUGGUGGACCUUGUAGUUGACGCCAAUAAGGUCCGCUUGAUACGAGGUAAUAACAAAUUGAGUGUUGAUGAUAUUAUGUUUGCGUUAAGAAACGAUCCUGUCAAACUUGGAAGAGUUUACGAUCUUAAGGAAAUGGAUAGGCAAAUUAUGAUGGCCAAAAAGAUGUUCGGUGACGAUGAUGUUGACAAAGGUUCAAAGAUCAAAGAUGGAUCAGAAAUUACUAAAGUGUCUGAUUCAAAUUCAUCAAAGUCUAAGAACGGUUCUAAGUUGUAA